Tripterygium wilfordii is the source of this 5973-nucleotide messenger RNA. RefSeq lists its product as uncharacterized. Gene Ontology annotation, molecular function: monoacylglycerol lipase activity; metalloendopeptidase activity; short-chain carboxylesterase activity. The record is from RefSeq and is a predicted model, not a curated record. The coding region runs from base 210 to 5528 and encodes 1772 amino acids. Gene Ontology annotation, cellular component: membrane. Gene Ontology annotation, biological process: CAAX-box protein processing. The transcript is spliced from 11 exons. Lineage: Eukaryota; Viridiplantae; Streptophyta; Magnoliopsida; Celastrales; Celastraceae.
CAAUGUUAUCGUUUACGGUCAAGAACUCAAGAUAGCCCCACCACCGCGAAACAGACACAGACACGAACCGACUCCAUAUCUAUCACCGUUCACUUAUUUUCAAAUUUUCGUUGUUCCCGUGCCUUCUCGUCUUGUCUCUUCUCUUCUCCACCAACGAAUAAGCUCAAGCUUCAAAUUCUCUCGAAUGUUCACUCUCCGAUGAUCUCGAAAUGAACCUUUCCUCGCACCACUCCUUGCUCCACCUGAAACCGCCUCAUCCGCUCCUCUUCAUCCCAAACCGCACGUUUCAAAUCCAUGAGUUUGGAGUCUACAAACGGCGCCGUCUUAAACCCUCCCGAAAGCUUUCCCUCCGUAGCCAGUUACCUCCACUCGACAGCCUCUUCCAUGACAUCCUCUCUCAGUUUCCCUCACCGGAAUCCGUCGGAAUUCUUGCUCCGGUGCUCGGAUUCGCCUCCGGGGUUGCUGCAUAUGUCUCGCAACUUAGUUCUUCUAGAGCCUCAUCCGACAGGAAAUCUGAUGUAGGAGAGUGGAUUCUGUUCACGAGUCCGACUCCGUUUAACCGGUUUGUGGUACUGCGGUGUCCAUCAAUAUCGAUAGAGGGCGGCGAGUUUCUGGAGGAUGUUAACGAGAAACUGAUAAAGGAGGGAAGACAUUUUGUGAAGCUUAAUAGCGGAAGGAUGCUGGUGAUGGGAGGGAACCAGAGUGAGAGCGGUGGUUUGGAUGAGAAAUUGGAGUACCAGAGAGUUUGCUUGAGCACGGAGGACGGCGGAGUGAUUUCGAUGGAUUGGCCGGCGAAUUUGGACCUGGAGCAGGAGCAUGGAUUGGACACCACGGUGCUGCUUGUGCCGGGCACGCCGGAAGGGAGCAUGGACAAGAAUGUACAAUCAUUUGUGUGCGAAGCACUUCUGCGGGGGUUCUUUCCCAUUGUUAUGAACCCUAGAGGGUGUGCUAGGUCGCCACUCACCACUGCUCGGUUGUUUACAGCUGCUGACAGCGAUGAUAUCUGCACAGCUAUACAGUUCAUCAAUAUGGCGAGGCCAUGGACAACACUGAUGGCUGUUGGGUGGGGUUAUGGUGCAAACAUGUUGACGAAAUAUCUAGCUGAAGUUGGAGAGAAAACACCACUUACAGCUGCCACAUGCAUUGACAAUCCGUUUGACUUGGAAGAAGCUACGAGGUCUGCUCCUUAUUACACUGCUCUAAAUCAGAAGCUCAUUGGUGGAAUGAUAGAGAUCCUGCGAUCCAACAAGGAACUAUUUCAAGGCAGAGCAAAAGGAUUUGAUGUGGAAAAGGCUUUAGCAACAAAAUCUGUUCGUGAAUUUGAAAAAGCAAUAUCUAUGGUGUCGUACGGUUUUGAGGCCAUUGAGGAAUUUUAUUCAAAAUCAUGCACUCGAGAAGUGAUUGGGAAUGUGAGGAUUCCUCUUCUUUUUAUACAGAAUGAUGAUGGUACGACCCCCAAAUUCUCUAUUCCCCGCAGUCUGAUUGCAGAAAAUCCAUUUACAAGCCUGCUCUUAUGUUCUUGCUUGUCAUCGAACGUGGUUGCCAGUAACAGGGCUGCUAUAUCUUGGUGCCAACAUCUUACGAUUGAGUGGCUCACAGCAGUGGAGCUUGGACUUUUGAAAGGUCGCCAUCCUCUUUUAAAAGAUGUAGAUGUUUCCAUCAACCCAUCAUCAGGUUUAUCUCUAGUGAAUGGCAGGGAUGGCAGGGCAUCUGAUAAGGGAGGUCAACUAAGUAAGCUUUUAGAUGUUACCCCUCCAAAUACAUUAAAUGCAAGUGCCACUGAUGCUGUUAGGCAGAUGCUUGAAGAUGGUGGCAGAACUGCCUCCAUCCACUUGAAAGCCAGACGAUAUUCGGGUAGAAAUUUAGAUUUUGAAAAUGGGAGAUCUCAGGAAGGAGAUGACUAUGCUUUCCAACAGACUGGCUCUGUGGAAGCUGAGUUGGUCAAAGAGGAAGAAGCCAUUCCAGUAGAUAGUGAAAGAGGCCAAGUGCUGGAGACAGCGCAGGUAGUCAUGAAUAUGCUUGAUGUAAAUCUUCCCGGUACACUGUCAGAAGAAGAAAAAAAGAAGGUACUGACUGCUGUCAAUCAAGGAGAAACACUUAUGACAGCUUUGCAAGAUGCCGUACCUGAAGAUGUUCGUGAAAAGCUUACAGCAGCUGUAUCUGGAAUUCUGCAAGUUCAAAGGACAAACUUAAAGUUUGAUGGACUCAGGAUUCCUACAGUGUCAUCAAAUCCCAAGGUACAGGUCCAAGAAAAAUUGAGAGAAGCUUCAAGUGCUAGUCAGGUGAAAAAGAUUGACGAUACUGCAGAUGCUUCUGAGGGUAAUCAACCUGGCACAGACCAGCCUGCUGCACAAGUAGAAUCAGAGCUUCAGCAUGCAGAGAAUUUACGAAAAUCUGCUGGUCUAGGUCAGUCUCAAGAUGAUAUAUCUAAUUCUGUCAGGAAAGACACUGAUGAGUCUGAAAGGAUUCAUGAAGCUCAUGAAUUUGUCAAAGGAAAAGAAACUUCAUAUUCUGAUUCUAGUGUAAAUGGAACAGAGACAGGGAGUAAGCCUAACAGUAAUACCGACACUGAAAAGUCAGUUGUCACUGAGGAAUCAGUUGUUAAUGAGCCCAAGGCAGAGAAUGUCAGGACAGCUCCCGUAGAGACAAACAAUGAGAGUAAUAUCGAGAAAACUGAAGAGAGAACCUCAGAUUCUUCUGUAGAUCAAACCAAGACGGCAAGUAGUAUGAUGGAAGAAGAUGCUUCACCUGUAGGAUCAUCUUCGGAUGCCCAAAUCCAUGUGAUUGAUGUGGGAGUGGAUGGUGAUCAGAAGAAGGACAGCAAAAGCAUGCCUCCUGUUCUUGAUCAAAACAAACCCUCUGUUUUUGAUUCUAAUUCUCCCACCUUCAGUGUUUCUGAAGCGUUAGAUGCCUUGACUGGGAUGGAUGAUUCCACCCAAGUGGCUGUUAACAGCGUGUUCGGUGUUAUAGAGAAUAUGCUUUCUCAGUUGGAGGAAAAUCAUGAUGAAAAUAAAAUUGGGGUCAAGGGGGAGAAAAAUGAUUCUGCACCUGAUAAGCAACAUGUUCCUUAUGGCCCUGAAUUGGAAAUAACAAAAGAGAGUAUGAACAGCGUGAGUGUAAAUUCCGACACCUCCAAUGAUUCUCCUGCAUAUGAUUGCUCUGACAAUGAGGAUUCAAUUGAUGUAGAGGGUGGUUGGGAGGAGGAGCCUGAUCCUGCUUCAUGUGGCAGGAAUGAUUUUGAUGGGUCCCAGGGAGUCAGCAAAGCUAAUUACGUAGGUGAUGAGGAAAAGACUAAGCAUUCUUUAGUUGGUAGCAAACUUUUGGAUGAUUAUCCUAAUGUACUUCUAAAUAAUAUACCGUUAUACAUAAUUGCACGAGCAUAUGGGGAUCCUUUACGCAGUGAGAACCUAAAUAGAUAUUCUAUUUCGAAGAUUCCAACUAAGAAGGCACUAGAUUCGGAUACAACCGCUGCUUUAUUGUUGGACUAUUUUCCAGAAGAAGGUCAAUGGAAGCUCUUGGAACAACCUAGUAGGUUUGGAGAUUCAAGUGGUGAUACUACAAAUAAUAAAGAUAAUGAUGGGAAAGUUCCAUUUGAUUCACCUAGAAAAGUAGACGAUAGAGAUACUUGUAUUGAACCAACGUAUGUAAUUUUAGAUACUGAAAAUCAGCAUGAACCUGUUGGAGAAUAUGAUAAAAAUGUUGAAUAUCAAUCAGAGGAGUUGGUGCAGCUUGUGAAGAGUAUUAUAAUUGAGGCUUUGAGGAUUGAAGUUGGCCGCAAAUUAAGUGCGGCUGACAUGAAAUAUAUGGAACCCAGCCUUUCUAGUGAUUUACUGGAAGUGGCAAAUGCAGUGUCUUUGGCUGUUAAAGUUGAUAAACACCAUUUAGGGUAUUUGGGAGCUAAAGACUUUAGGAUAAACUCUACCUCAAAAAAGGUUGGUACUCUUCAUGGAGAGCAAAUUAUUUGGUCCAUUUCGUCUGUUGUUCAAGGUACAAGUUAUCUGAGAAGAGUACUGCCAGUUGGUGUCAUUGUAGGUUCUUGCUUAGCUGCAUUGAGAAAAUAUUUCAAUGUCACUUCUGGUUACGAUAAUGGCCAAAGAUCCCUCAAUCAAACCCAAAGAUGCAAGGGAAGAUGUCAAGUUGAAGCGAACUUGAAGGAGAGUAAUAAAAAUACUAGUUUGGAAAAUAGUGAUAAAACUACUGAUUUGGACAGUUCUGUUAGCAGAGAGAAGGAAGAAUUCAAAUUGAAAAAUCUACACAAUGAUAGCGUCAUGGUUGGUGCUGUUACAGCUGUUAUUGGAGCCUCAGCUUUAUUGGCGCACCAGAAUUCAUACGUUGUCAUGGAAACUGCCGAAAGUUCAUCCAAGUCCUUAAAGGAGAGUGGAAUUCGUCGUAAAGAGGUUGACAAGCUUGAUGAGGCAACAUCAAAGGAAAACCAAAAUAGCAUAGUCACAAGCCUUGCCGAGAAAGCUAUGUCAGUUGCUGGUCCUGUAGUGCCUACGAAGGAAGAUGGUGAAGUUGAUCAAGAAAGGUUGGUUGCAAUGCUGGCAGACUUGGGACAAAAGGGUGGAGCAUUGAAGCUAGUUGGAAAACUUGCUUUGCUUUGGGGUGGAAUACGUGGUGCAAUUAGUCUAACUGACAGGCUUAUCUCGUUUCUCCAUUUAUCAAAACGUCCAUUGUUGCAAAGGAUCCUGGGGUUUGUCGGCAUGGUUAUUGUUUUAUGGUCGCCUAUCAUUAUUCCUUUGCUUCCAAUGCUUGUGCAGAGCUGGACAACAAAUCAUCCUGCCAGAUUUGCUGAGCUUGCAUGUAUUAUUGGCCUUUACAUUGCUGUUAUGAUACUUGUGAUGUUAUGGGGCAGAAGAAUACGUGGGUAUGAAGAUCCACUACGGCAAUAUGGACUUGAUUUGACAACGCCACCUAAGAUCCAGAAUCUUUUGAAGGGCUUUAUUGGAGGAGUAACGCUUGUUAUAGUAAUUCAAUGCAUAUAUGCUUUGCUUGGUCGUGUUACUUUCUAUUGGCCUUCAAGUCUGCCUACAUCUACAUCUGAUGCUGUAACGUGGCUCAAAGUGUAUAGUCGAUUGCUUAUGCUGGUUGUUCAAGGAACUGUAGUGGCAACAUGUGUUGUGCUUGUUGAAGAAGUACUAUUUAGGUCAUGGUUAACUGAUGAAAUUGCCACUGAUCUUGGAUAUCAACGGGGGAUUAUCAUUUCAGGACUUGCCUUCUCUCUAUCUCAGAGGUGUAUGUGGGCAAUACCAGGAUUAUGGCUCUUCUCAUUGGCUCUAGUCGGGAUUCAGCAAAGAAGUCAAGGCAGCCUAUCCAUUCCAAUAGGGUUGCGAGCAGGGAUAAUGGCCACAAGUUUUAUUUUAAACAAAGGUGCCUUUGUGACCUAUAAGCCCAAUUUUCCAUUUUGGGUGACUGGAACUCAUGCAUUCGAACUGUUUGGUGGGGCAGUUGGUCUUGCGUUUUCUCUAUUACUGGCAGUAUUUCUCUAUCCAAGACAGCCUCCGCAGGAGAGGAGUGUCCAAGAAUGAAUAGUCGUCAAGAGCAGUUUAGUAUGAACUUAUGUUCACAGGUUUCCCAAACUCUCAUUCCUUGAGACCGCCUACUUGCAAUGCGUUUGCAGUCAUAUCAGAAACCACCUCUGUUCAGUCUGCACCGGCAUAUGUUUUACUGUUUGGUGAGAGGAUGCGAUGUUAAUGUAAACAGGUUGGAUGAAAGGAACCAACAAAUAUAGGAUCACAAAGGAAGCGGAAGAGGUGCUCGUUUACGUUUGAGAUAAAGAAAGAGUGAGGCAGAGAAAUAAGGGUAAGGUUUGCCCCUCAAGUCAAAUACAGAAGGUUUUGGUAGUACGGAAGGUGAAAUGUACAGACUACAGAGUUUUGAUUCAUGGCUAUGGCCUUUCUGUAAGUAAUGUUUAUAUCGCUGGUUCCCAAUGCGAUAGGCAGCGAACGCUUCAAUUGGAGACCCAAUUGUGCA